This is a messenger RNA of Ailuropoda melanoleuca (giant panda), 2331 nucleotides long. RefSeq names its product proteasomal ATPase associated factor 1 (gene PAAF1). The record is from RefSeq and is a predicted model, not a curated record. The transcript is spliced from 12 exons. NCBI's taxonomy places the organism in Eukaryota, Metazoa, Chordata, Mammalia, Carnivora, Ursidae. Gene Ontology annotation, molecular function: protein binding. The coding region runs from base 37 to 1164 and encodes 375 amino acids.
GAGCGGAAGAGGCGGGCAGGUGGAGGCGGGGUUAAGAUGGCGGCGCCUUUGAGGAUUCAGAGCGACUGGGCUCAAGCCCUGAGGAAGGAUGAAGGGGAAGCCUGGCUGAGUUGUCAUCCCCCAGGGAAACCAACUUUGUAUGGCAGCCUAACUUGUCAAGGAAUUGGCCAGGAUGGCAUUCCAGAAGUUACAGCUUCAGAAGGAUUUAUUGUGAAUGAGAUAAACAAGAAAAGCAUUCAUAUUUCUUGUCCGAAGGAGAAUGCAUCCUCAAAGUUUUUGGCACCAUACACUACCUUUUCCAGAAUUCAUUCAAAGAGUAUAACAUGCCUCGACAUUUCCAGUGGAGGUGGCCUUGGUGUGUCUUCUAGUACUGACGGGAGCAUGAAGAUCUGGCAAGCUUCCAAUGGCGAGCUCAGAAGAGUAUUGGAAGGACAUGUGUUUGAUGUGAAUUGUUGCAGGUUUUUCCCAUCAGGCCUUGUGGUUCUGAGUGGGGGAAUGGAUGCCCAGCUGAAGAUCUGGUCAGCUGAAGAUGCUAGCUGUGUGGUGACCUUCAAAGGUCACAAAGGAGGUAUUCUGGAUACAGCCAUUGUUGAUCGGGGGAGGAAUGUGGUGUCUGGUUCUCGAGAUGGGACAGCACGACUUUGGGAUUGUGGGCGCUCAGCCUGCCUGGGAGUCAUUGCAGACUGUGGUUCUUCCAUCAAUGGAGUGGCUGUGGGCGCUGCUGACAACUCCAUAAACCUCGGCUCCCCCGAGCAGUCGCCCAGUGAACGGGAGGUUGGAACAGAGUCGAAAAUGCUGCUGUUGGCACGGGAAGAUAAGAAACUUCAGUGCUUGGGACUGCAGAGCAGGCAGCCGGUGUUCCUCUUUGUUGGCUCAGAUGCCUUCAACUGCUGCACUUUUCUCUCUGGCUUCUUGCUGCUGGCUGGGACACAGGAUGGAAACAUUUAUCAGCUGGACGUGAGGAGUCCAAGGGCUCCAGUACAAGUCAUCCACAGAUCCGGAGCACCAGUUCUGUCCCUGCUGAAUUUCAGAGAUGGGUUCAUUGCUAGCCAAGGUGAUGGAAGCUGUUUCAUUGUCCAGCAAGACCUAGACUAUCUCAUUGAACUCACUGGGGCUGACUGUGACCCUGUGUUCAAGGUUCCACCAGUGGUGAGGAGCUCAUAAGCAGGAUCUCUACUCGUGCACAAUACGAUGCGUGCACCGAGCAUGUCUAGCAGCUGAAGAGCUGCACGUGCCAGCGCUGCCCAGAUAACAUGUGCCGUGAUUUUUUUAUAGCUUCUUCACACCGAGAGCAUCACGUCCCUCAAUAUAAAGGUCAGAGGAGUGGGCCAACCUAGCAGUAGAGCUGCUGGCUGUCUCUGCUGCAGCUGAGAGGGACACUGUGGUUUUUGGUUUCUUUGAACCAGUCCCUAUUUUUCCAGUCUGACUGGUUGGUUCCGUUGUAGGGUUGGUUCCACUGUAGGUCUUACACACUUUUUGAAUGCUGUGAUCAACUUCCUUUUUCCACCUUUGCUCUGUAAACAUAUCCCCAAACCACUACAACAGCUUCUGUGACAAAAACCAGGAGUAGGAUGAUGGCAAAAAUGGCAAGUCUGUAGCAGCUUUCCCUGAUUGUGGCACAGUCGCCAGUCAGCCCAGAAAUGAAAAGUGGGGCUCCACAGUGACGAUUGUUAGAGCAGGGACGAGAGGGUGCACAUCUUCAGAGAAGUGGUGGUACUUGUCAUAAGUGAUGAAGUCAUGCGCUCCCACAUAGCCUAAAAUGCCAGGGUGCCAGCUGCCUCCCACCCCAAAGAUUGGUUGAGAAACUCCAGAAGUCGUGGAGGAGGUGAUACUGCAGUGGACCGUCCGUGGGGCUGGCAGCCUCCUGGCACCAUGCGCUCACCAAGCAUGGUGGCAAUGGCGGUGGAGCCUCCGCACUGGAAGCCUAGUAGCUGGGGCAGCACUCACCUCAGCCGCUGCUGCCACCGCUCCAGCCCCAGCCAGUGCCUCGCUCCUCCAUGCAGCUGCUGCCUCAGACAGGCGCAUUUUGAGAACUUCUUUGAAUAUAAUUUUACAAGGUUCAGAGAUACGCCAGCCCAUCUAUGGAUCAUCUUUCCCAGGUCCAGACCCUCUGCCCUCAAUUAUGCACCACGCUAGUGGGUUUGCUCUCUACUUGGCUAAUUCGUUUCUCUGUUCUGUAGUCAUAAGUGCCCUGGAUCCUAGCCAGCUAUUUUUAAAAUCCCUAUCAUGGAUCUAAUUCUUCUCUUGUCUUUGGAGUCAGUAGACCUUCUUAGACUCACUUGUACUAAUGGAGAUCAGUGGCUCUAUCUUUUUGAAAUGGAAGACUCCCAG